Staurois parvus is the source of this 293-nucleotide messenger RNA. NCBI's taxonomy places the organism in Eukaryota, Metazoa, Chordata, Amphibia, Anura, Ranidae. The record is from the annotation of a GenBank genome assembly.
GACUGCAGACAUAGUACAGGAGAUGACCAGAGACUGCGGACACAGUACAGGAGAUGACCAGAGACUGCGGACACAGUACAGGAGAUGACCAGAGACUGCGGACACAGUACAGGAGAUGACCCAGAGACUGCGGACACAGUACAGGAGAUGACCAGAGACUGCGGACACAGUACAGGAGAUGACCAGAGACUGCGGACACAGUACAGGAGAUGACCAGAGACUGCGGACACAGUACAGGAGAUGACCAGAGACUGCGGACAGGAGAUGACCAGAGACUGCGGACACAGUACAGG